This is a messenger RNA of Coccidioides posadasii C735 delta SOWgp, 3216 nucleotides long. NCBI's taxonomy places the organism in Eukaryota, Fungi, Ascomycota, Eurotiomycetes, Onygenales, Onygenaceae. The record is from RefSeq and is a predicted model, not a curated record.
AUGGAUCUGAAUUCCUAUGCAAACCGGCUCAGAGACCGGUUUGAGAGAACCGGACAAAUAGCACUCUUGGAAGAAGCUAUCCAACUUGAACAGGAAGCUGUUGACCAAACCGCUCGUGAUGACCCUAGUCGAGCAAUGUAUUUGAACAGUCUGAGUGUCCAGCUUGGAGCCCGAUUUAAGAGAAUGGGAGAAACAUCAGACCUGGAAAAAGCUAUCCAACUUGGACAGGAAGCUGUGGAUUGCACUCCUCAUGACCACCCCAUGCGAGCAGUGUAUUUGAACAGUCUGAGUGUUAUGCUUGAAGGCCAAUUUGAAAGAACAGAUGCAAUGUCAUACCUGGACGAAGCUAUCCAACUUGAACAGGAAGCUGUAGAUUGCACUGCUUGCAACGACUCUAAUCGAGCAGGAAGAAGAUCAGACCUGGAAAAAGCUAUCCAACUCGGACAGGAAGCUGUGGAUUGCACUGCUUGUGAUGAUCCUGAUCGAGCAAUAUACCUGAAUAAUUUGGGAAAUCGGUUCAGACACCGAUUUGAGAGAACAGGAGCAAUGGCAGACCUGGAAGCAGCUAUUCAACUUGGACAGAAGGCUGUGGAUUGCACUGCUUGUGAUGAUCCUAAUCGAGCAAUGUGCCUGAAUAAUUUGGGAAAUCAGCUCAGCAACCGAUUUGAGAGAACAGGAGCAAUGGCAGACCUGGAAGCAGCUAUUCAACUUGGACAGAAGGCUGUGGAUUGCACUGCUUGUGAUGAUCCUAAUCGAGCAAGAUUUCUGAGUAAUCUAGGAAAUUGUUUUGAAGCCCGAUUUGAGGGAACCGGAGCAAAAUCAGACCUGGAAAAAGCUAUUCAACUUGGAAAGGAAGCUGUGGAUUGCACUGCUUGUGGUGAUCCUGAUCAAGCAAUGUAUCUGCAUAAUCUGGGAAGUUUUCUUGAGAAACAAUUUGAGAAAACGGUUGCAAUGUCAGACCUUGAAGAAGCUAUACAACUUGAACGGAAAGCUGUUGAUUGCACUCCUCAUGAUCACCCGAACCAAGCAGUGUAUUUGAGCAGUCUGGGAGCCCGGCUUGGAAGCCGCUCUGAGAUACCAGCAUUGACGGCAGAACUAGAAGAGUUUGUGCAAUUUGAGGAGGCUGUGUAUUACACCGCUCGCGAUGACCCUAAUCGGACGUUGAUUCUGGAUAUUCUACAUGAGCUGUUGGGAGAUCGAUAUCACCGAACCCAUGCACUGUCGGACUUAAAAAAGGCCAGCCGACUUGCAUUUAAAGCUUCGGAUUGCACUGCUUGCGAUUACCCCGAUCAAGCAACGUAUCUGGAUAACCUGGAAAGAUGUCUGAGAGAAAGAUUUGAGAAAACAGAUCAAAUGUCAGAUCUGGAAGAAGCUGCCUGUUUUGGACAGCAAGUUCUGGAUUGCACUGCUCGCAAUCACCCCAAUCGAGGAAGGCGUCUGGAUGACCUGGGAAUGCAACUGGAAAAGCGACUUGAGAGAACCGGAGGAAAAAUUAGAGAUUCCAGAGGAUCUCUUAAUCUAUUUACUGAGGCCCUGAAUAUAUAUAAUGCUAGGCCCCUUGAUCGUAUCAAUGCCGGCAAAUAUGCUUUCAUCUAUUAUAUCCGCGACAGCAAUUGGAAGAGCGCACGGACUGCCUCUGAUGCGGUUGUUGGCUUAUUACCACGAUUGAAUCUCCGGUGGCUCUCCAGAUACGAUCAACAGCAUCUUAUUAAGAGCCUCACACGUUUCUCAUCGCUAGCGGCCUCUGCUGUGCUUCAGGCGGAGGGCACUCCAGCUGAAGCGGUUGAGAUUCUCGAGGCUGGCCGCGGUGUGAUCGCCAGUUUUAUCAUCGACGCCCAGAGCGACAUCUCACAUUUGGAAGAAUAUAAGCCUGAAUUAUAUUAUGAAUACAUGACGCUUCGCCAGCAUGUCAAUGUACCGUUCUCAAAUAUUGCCGAACCCGAGAUUAGCCCUUCAAGCGGCUUGACAUCCACAAUACAACUUAGCACACAUGAGUUGCAGUCAAACGUUCACCGCUCGAUUACGCAGCGCCAUCGGGACAUCGAGAGGUUGGAAGAAAUAGAGAGCAAGAUCAGACAACUACCAGGAUUGGACCGGUUUCUGCUCCCGCCAACUUCGACUGAUCUGAUGGCGCUUGCUGUUCGUGGACCGAUUGUUUCCUUCAACGUUACCAUGUAUCGAAGCGACGUGUUCAUCAUCACAACGUCUGCAAUCGUUGGUAUGCGUCUUGAGGAGCUUUUGUUCAACGAUCUAAGGAAGAAUGUUGACAAGUUGCUCGGAAAAAGCAAGUUAUCAGUCGGCAGACCCAGCACGAAAUCUCAAAGGCAAAAAGAGCUUCAAAAUAUCCUGGGGUGGUUGUGGGAUGUUGCAGUAUAUCCUGUUCUCAGUCAGUUACGAUUUAUUUCACCUGUUCCUUCGAAUCCUCUACCACAUAUAUGGUGGGUUACAAGCGGGUAUAUGGGCCUUAUGCCUCUCCACGCGGCAGGACACACAGACGAGACCGCUUUGGAUUACGUCGUGUCCAGUUACAUUCCCACUGUGAAGGCCCUCAAGUAUUCCCGUGAGCAACAACUUCGACGCCCACUUGAGCCAAAUCUAAAUAUGCUCAUUGUCACAAUGCCGGAAACUGCUGGUAUGGGGGCUCUGAAAACCGUUGAGGAGGUGGAAUCAAUCUCAAGGAGCAUCUAUCCUAUCGUUCCCACAAUUCUCAACAAACCGUCCAAGAAAACCGUUUUGAACGAGGUUCGCACACACCAUAUGAUACACUUCUCAUGCCAUGGAAAUUCUGAUUCAACGGAUCCGUCAGCCGGCGGAUUAUUUCUCGGACCGGGUGAAGAUGGACGGGCGGAGCAUUUUACGGUGCGAGAGCUUGCUAAUAUCAGCUAUGAGCAUGCACGGAUUGCGUUUCUGUCCGCAUGUUCCACGGCCGAGAACUCGUCAGAGGAGUUGAUUGAUGAGGUGAUACACCUGGCAAGUGCGUUCCAGCUGAUUGGGUUCCCGCACGUUAUUGGAACUCUCUGGGAAGCCAGCGAUAAAGCGGCAACUUGGAUUUCCGGCGCGUUCUACGAAAGUUUGAUGCGCAGCCUGAGAGAAGAUGAUUUUCGUGUUAGGCACGAUGUCGUUGCCAGUGCCCUCCACCAGGCUGUCAGGAGGCUGAGAGAAAGGAUGAGAAACGACUUAAUCUCUUGGGUACCAUUCAUCCAUGUCGGCGCAUAA